Messenger RNA from Racocetra persica, 122 nucleotides. The record is from the annotation of a GenBank genome assembly. NCBI's taxonomy places the organism in Eukaryota, Fungi, Glomeromycota, Glomeromycetes, Diversisporales, Gigasporaceae.
AUGUUUGUGAAAACUCCUUUGAAAUACUUUUUUGGCGGUCUAAGGACAUACUAUCUUAUCGAAUAUGAUUCAACAGUCUAUCUGUGGGUAUCUGUGCUAGCUCAAAUACCUCCUCACGAAAA